Messenger RNA from Ceratotherium simum simum (southern white rhinoceros), 1821 nucleotides. NCBI's taxonomy places the organism in Eukaryota, Metazoa, Chordata, Mammalia, Perissodactyla, Rhinocerotidae. The record is from RefSeq and is a predicted model, not a curated record.
AUGGCCAAGUCUCCUGGUGUGGCAUCAAGCAUGCAGGGGGGACCCAUCCUUCUCUCAUCUCCUGCUUCCUUUCCUGCAGGUGUAGGCAAGAGCAGUUUGCUGUUACGUUUUGCAGACAACACUUUCUCAGGCAGCUACAUCACCACCAUUGGCGUGGAUUUCAAGAUUCGGACGGUGGAGAUCAAUGGGGAGAAGGUGAAGCUGCAGAUCUGGGACACGGCGGGGCAGGAGCGCUUCCGCACCAUCACCUCCACGUAUUACCGGGGGACCCACGGGGUCAUUGUGGUUUAUGAUGUCACUAGUGCCGAGUCCUUUGUCAACGUUAAGCGGUGGCUUCAUGAAAUCAACCAGAACUGUGACGACGUGUGCCGAAUAUUAGUGGGGAAUAAGAAUGACGACCCUGAGCGGAAGGUGGUGGAGACAGAAGAUGCCUACAAAUUUGCCGGGCAGAUGGGGAUCCAGUUGUUUGAGACCAGCGCCAAGGAGAACGUCAACGUGGAAGAGAUGUUCAACUGCAUCACAGAGCUGGUCCUCCGAGCAAAGAAAGACAACUUAGCGAAACAGCAGCAGCAACAACAGAACGAUGUGGUGAAGCUCACGAAGAACAGUAAACGAAAGAAACGCUGCUGCUAAUGCCCCACCCAGCCCACUGCAGAGACUGCACUGCGGCCACUCCCCUGGCCUGAGGCCCGUGGGCUCCUCGGGGGACAGUCUCAGUUUCGUGCCGUUAUUUAAAGAAUUCUCUCCACGUUUUUGUAUUGGGAGGCGCCAUCGGCACUUCCUCCCCUCCCCCCUCGAGUGCCAAGAAGGUGUUGGACAACCUGCCCUUCCCUUCUGGUGCCCCUGCCCCCUGGCCAAGGCGCCUGGGCCCGGCAAGGACGCUGCCAGCCGAGCGGACUGAUUAACCAGAGUUUGUACAUAAUGUAUAUUGCUUUAACCAGCGCGUCACCCUCGUCCUGCUCUGGCUUUUGCCUCCUUAACGCCAGCCUGCUGCGACAGACCUUCCCUCCCCUCCCCAUCCCAUCUUACUGCCAGCAGCUCCCUGAGGAGCCAGGAUCGCAUUCUAGCCACAUCUUUUGCCAACCUGGGCUGGUGGAGUGGGCUCCAUGUUACUCGUUCUCCUAUAGGCUGUCGGCUUCUGUCCCUGGCACACGGGGUCUCCCCCAUCUCCAGGGCCUGUGCUGUCUCUGUUCCCAGCCCAGCUCCCUUCCUUCCCCAUCCCCAUUCUGGCAGCUGGGGAAUCCUGGCCCAGAGGUGGGCCUGGAGGUUCCUGUUAGAGGCCUUGCCCUCAGCUGGCCCUGCCCUUCGGUUCCACAGAAGGAGUCACUCCUGACCUUUGGCCAACAGAUUUCUUGUCCUGCCUUCUAGAUACCUCUGGGCUACAAACCCAGGGGAGCCGUGGCUUCUAAUUUAUACCAACCUGUUUCAGUUCCACCAGAAAGGCAGGGGAUAUUUGUGCAGGGAUGGGGCUUGCAGGGGGGCUAAGGAACAUUAUUUUAACAGAUAAAGCAAAUGAAGCCAAAUCAAAUGAAUUAAGUUCCUCACACCUUGUUUCUCUUCCUGAGGUUUGGUUGGCACAGCAGCAAAAGUUGUGGCCUCCCCACUUUGGGUCCAGUGUUUUUAGAAAAAGCGAAUGGCUUCCUGUCAUUGUGGGGCUGGGCUCUCUGCAGAGCAGCUCUGCCUUCUUGGCUGGUUCUUGGUGGGAAAGGAGAGGGGGGCCUUCCACCCUUGUCUGUGUCGGCCCCGCAUCUCCCACUGAGUUCCUGGGUCUCGGAUGCAGCACCAGGCACCUUUGAAUGUGGGGAGUGGGUGCCAGGGGCU